Medioppia subpectinata is the source of this 798-nucleotide messenger RNA. NCBI's taxonomy places the organism in Eukaryota, Metazoa, Arthropoda, Arachnida, Sarcoptiformes, Oppiidae. The record is from the annotation of a GenBank genome assembly.
UGGUAUGACGGAAAAAUGCCCACGUUGGAGUCACCCGAAAUGGUCACAUCAUGGAUGCAACGGUCAAACGACUUUCCAACGGGUGUGGCUCUGUUUGCUGGCGUCCACUUUGUGCCCCAUCUGGCAGUGGGCGGCUAUGGGGGCGAUAUGAGUGUCGACACUGCCGCUCAUGAAUGUCAAUUUCACCAUAAUAACACUCUGUGUCCCAUUAGUAUCAUGUUCUAUCUGUUCCAUUUAUACCACGCGACCGAAACGUUGCUACUAAAAGACGACCGACUGUUGACACCGUUGAGCUACAAUCUGAUGCCACGGCUGGACCCGAUCACCGGUCGCCCUAAGAUGGCCAAUAUCUAUACGGAUGUGUUGACCCACUGGACAAACGUUACGGUCGCCGAAACAUUUCACGUGGGUUUUGGCGAGUAUUGCUCGAUCUUUGACCGCACUGUAGUCGCCAUCAAUCGGCACCUGAAUGGCGAGCGGCCAGUCCUGCCAAAGGCUAUCCAAGAGUUGCCACAAAUGGUUAAGAUUAUGUUUUUCCCGGCGUUCGCUUCGGGUAACUAUACGUGGUUUGAGAUGGAGUUGGACGGAGGCAGUGAUGAUUGUAACCCCGACUGCAAACCUGUGCCCAAAUUUCAGUCCUAUUCAGAGACUCCUCACGGCAUACGUCUGAUGAAAAACAUGGAGGGCUUUGACUCCAACCCCCUGUCCGUCAACGGUCUGGCCCUCUCGCAGAUGUAUAUGUUUGCUCUGACCGAUGCACUCAAUAUGGUCGGCUACUGUUCCCCAUUUAUCCCUUAA